AUGGAUGCCAACACUGUUAGCUUGAAGCUUCUUGUUGACUCAACUAGCCAAAGAGUUUUAUUUGCAGAAUCUGGGAAAGAUUUUGUUGAUUUUAUGUUCAACAUUUUGUCAUUACCUAUUGGCAGUGUCAUAAAGCUUCUCACCAAAGAACAGAUGGUGGUUUCCCUUGGAAACCUUUACGACAGCCUUGAGAAUAUGAACGAUACCUAUAUUCACUCACCAAAAAACAAAGACACCCUUUUGAAGCCUAUAGUUCCCAACAAUGCUGCAAAUGUGCCUCACUUGUUGCCAACACUCGAAUUUUCCAAACCCAUCGGAAUUUAUAGGUGUGGUAAUUACCUUCGUAGCAACUGUGAUCUUUAUGUUUCCAAUGAUUCUAAAUCUAUUUGUCCUUCCUGCAAUAAUGUUAUGAAUCAAACUGCAACCAAUGUUAAUCCAAAAAAUAAGGAUUCAUCUACUAAUGAGGGAGGUUAUGUGAAGGGGUUGUUACUGUUGAAGCUGGCUUACAUGCAAACCAUGAAGCAGACCAAGCUGCCCCGAGCCAUGCAAGUUGUUGCUGAAGAUCAUGCAGAUGUUUUGUUACUUAGUUAG
Molecule: messenger RNA, 591 nt
Organism: Gossypium arboreum
Lineage: Eukaryota; Viridiplantae; Streptophyta; Magnoliopsida; Malvales; Malvaceae
Exons: 1
Coding region: 1-591 (196 amino acids)
Source: RefSeq, a predicted model, not a curated record